Naegleria fowleri is the source of this 1536-nucleotide messenger RNA. RefSeq lists its product as uncharacterized. The coding region runs from base 1 to 1536 and encodes 511 amino acids. The transcript is spliced from 2 exons. The record is from RefSeq and is a predicted model, not a curated record. Lineage: Eukaryota; Heterolobosea; Eutetramitea; Acrasida; Naegleriidae.
AUGUUUCAAUCUACGCCACUGUUGGAAAUGCUCCAAUCUCAUUGUUUCAGAGCGAGAGAGCGAGCAAGAAGAACAAGUUUGUUCACACACACAUCAGCGGAGCAUUCGAGUAGCAUCAACACUGUUGUUGCCGAUCGGAGCCAAAAUGAAUCACCAUCCACGAAUAAUGAUGAAGCAAGACAAUUAUUAGAUUGGAUACCCUUCGGAAAUUCAAAAGGAAUUGAAUAUUUACGGAUUGCUCUAUCCAAUGAGAAGUAUUUAUUGAAUAUUCGUGAUGAAUUGAUGGAGAAUAUGAAACAAUUUGUUCAUGUUUUUGUGAAUCGGAAUUGUAACAUUGAAGAUAUUGGAAAAUAUUUAUAUGAGAACAGUGAAGAGGAGUAUCAAGGAAUGGCAGAGGAAUUACAUAAAUACAUUCAGCAUCUUUGGGAUUUUAAAUUAUGUGAAGCUAAGGUUGAUUUGUUGGAAUAUUAUUUACAAAGACGAUUAGAUUUAGUAUGGAGUUCUGAGAAAUUUAAUCACAACAGAAAAAAGCGGAACACGGUCAUUGUAUUUUCCCAAAUCAAGCAAAACAUGAAAAGAAAUAAUUUUUUAAUAGCCAUGAUACGAAAAAAGUUUGAAAUAAUUUUCAAACAAUACAAACAAUUCGAAUUAUUGUUAAGCAUUAAUUUUAAAAAUUCAGGAUUUGUGACAAAAGAAAGUUCAAAAACAGAAGCUUGGAUGAAUUACUUUGAAUAUGAAAAAUUUGGAAUCAACAUGCACUCGUUGUUUAAGCUGCAAAUUUUACAUUUUGAGCAAUUUAGAGCUGAAAUUUCUACCUUUUUUAGUAAUAUUCAAUGGACGAAAAACCAGUUUACUGAUUGUGUCAAUCCGGAAUCCUUUCAGAAUUAUAUCUUUUCACGUGAAAUAGAUUCUCCUCUUAAAGAAUUUUUCCUCCUCUACCAACCAAAAGUUUCCUCUCAUAACAAGCACACAAACAUAUUGUACGAUCCUCUUGCUGAAGAGUUGACCAUGAAACAACACAAACAGAAACAAAUUAGGACUAUGGUGUCACAACAAAUGGAUGAAAUACAUGAAACAGAUGAAGUGCAAAAUUAUUUUCGAAAACUCUAUAUUGAACACAGUGACACCUCAAAACAAGCUCCACCUACCUCACUAUUGUUCAGCAAUGGAGACUUAUACUCGAGUUCAAGAACAAAAGAAGAAAACAAAACCAUCUAUUCCACCGAUUUACUUAAGGCCACCAUUGAGGAAGCUUUCACACAACAUGAGCUCAUGGAUUUUCUCACCAUUUUAUUUCCUUCCUUAUCCUAUUCGAUUGAAUCCCAUGUAUUGAAAGAUCUCAAAAUCAUGAAUCAUGGUCAGCAUGUGCAAACUUCCUCCUUCGAUUUCGUGUGGAAUCGUUUGUUCAUCUCUCCACUUCUCAGAAAACAUUGUUUCCACCACGAAAAGAGUUUUAUAACCUCAUUCAUGACUCGUCUACUCUCUCAAACAUACACCCUCUCCACACAGCUCGAGAAUGUCCUCAACCUUCUGUAG